Messenger RNA from Rodentolepis nana, 309 nucleotides. The record is from the annotation of a GenBank genome assembly. Lineage: Eukaryota; Metazoa; Platyhelminthes; Cestoda; Cyclophyllidea; Hymenolepididae.
AUGGAACCUGAUCACAUCUUCGAUAUCCGUUCUGAUGUCUGGUCGUUUGGAGUCCUUAUGUUUGAGGUUUUCACCUAUGGCGCGAAACCGUAUGCAGAAAUUAAUACUAAAGACAUUCCACAACGCGUAAAGAACGGCUGUCGCCUUCCGAACCCCAGGAAUUUGGGGUUCGACUGUGAAUACCAAAUGUACGAUAUAAUGAAGAGCUGUUGGUUUAUCGAUACAACAGAUCGUCCCACUUUCCGCGAACUUUGGUUUAAUUUCGAUGACAAUAUACCUAAAAAUACUGAAUAUGCGGAUUUCGAUUAG